AGCGAUCGCUGGGCUCAGGCCCGGCAGCAGGAAGUGACUCGCAGCCGCUGCGGGGACUCUGGCUCCAGGCUCCUGGCGAGAUCCCCGAGCCCCGGCGGCUGGUGCUGGGAGCCCGGAGCCCGGGCUGCAGCCGGGAGAGGGGAAUCUCCAGCAGGGCCCUUCCCGCUGCUCCCCAGGAGCCUCUCCCAGGGCAGAGCCCCCAGCCCGGCCAGGCCCCUUCCCGGCCCGGCCCCUGCCCCAGGGGGGCCCCGCUCGGAGGGAAGGCUGAGGAAUCACGUCCACGUUUUGCUCCAGAUGGGCCCAUCUUCCAGGAGACAGGGAAGGGAAAUGUCUGUGAUGGAGCCAGCUCCGAUGCCGGUGACCUUCGAGGAGGUGGCUGUGUAUUUCACCCAGGGGCAGGGGGCUCUCCUGGACCCUGCUCAGAGAGCUCUCUACAGGGACGUCAUGCAGGAGAACUACGAGACGGUGACCUCACUGGGAUUCCCCCUUCCCAAACCUGAGCUGAUCGCCCGGCUAGAACGAGGGGAAGAGCCCUGGGUUUCUGAUCUCCAAGUCUGCGAGGAAAGAAGGCUUCUUAGAAGCACCCGUACAGGUGCUGAGCGAGGGAGUGAGAAUGAGGCGGGGAAUCAUCAUGAGGAAGUUCCUGGGGAACUGGAACCGCAGGGGACCUUCUUGGGAAGAGCUGAAGGGAAUUUUUCCCAGUGCUUGGAGCAGGCAGAAGCCUUGGGAAGUUGGCACAGGUCAGAGAGGCUUCUGGGACACCUCCCAGGGAAGAAAGUGGAUGAAUCUGUUAACGGUGGGGGAGGAGAGGAGGAUCCCACAGCGCCGCAGACAAAUGCCAAGAAAGAGCCACCCUGGCACUACCUUCAGUCUCUCGAGUGCGGGAAAUGUUUCAUAUCAAAGACACAAAUAAUUAGACAUCAGUUAAGCCACACAGGGGAGAGACCCCACAACUGCUUGGACUGUGGAAAAAGUUUCAUAAGAAAGUCAAACCUUGUUAAACAUCAGGCAUUACAAACAGGAGCGAGACCCCACAUGUGCUUGGACUGUGGGAAAAGUUUCACAAGAAGGUCACACCUUGUUUAUCAUCAGGCAAUCCACACAGGAGAGAGACCCCACAAGUGCUUGGAUUGUGGGAAAAGUUUCAUAGGGCGGUCAGACCUUGUUAAACAUCAGGCAUUACACACAGGAGAGAGACCCCACAAGUGCUUGGACUGUGGGAAAAGUUUCAUACAGAGGUCACACCUAGUUCACCAUCAGGCAUUACACACAGGAGAGAGACCCCACAAGUGCUUGGACUGUGGGAAAAGUUUCAUACAGAGGUCACGCCUAUUUCGUCAUCAGGCAUUACACACAGGAGAGAGACCCCACAAGUGCUUGGACUGUGGGAAAAGUUUCAUACAGAGGUCAGACCUUGUUAAACAUCAGGCAUUACACACAGGAGAGAGACCCCACAAGUGCUUGGACUGUGGGAAAAGUUUCAUACAGAGGUCACGCCUAUUUCGUCAUCAGGCAUUACACACAGGAGAGAGACCCCACAAGUGCUUGGACUGUGGGAAAAGUUUCAUAGAGCGGUCAGACCUUGUUAAACAUCAGGCAAUCCACACAGGAGAAAGACCCCACAAAUGCUUGGACUGUGGGAAAAGUUUCAUAAGAAGGUCAGACCUUGUUCAACAUCAGGCAAUCCACACAGGAGAAAGACCCCACAAGUGCUUGGACUGUGGGAAAAGUUUCAUAAGAAGGUCAAACCUUGUUCAACAUCAGGCAAUCCAUACAGGAGAGAGACCCCACAAGUGCUUGGACUGCGGAAAGUGUUUCAUAUGGAGGUCUGACCUUAUUAAACAUGGAAGAAUCCACACAGGAUCUAAGCUUCUGUGACACGUGGCAAGAAAGGUUUAAGCAACUUGCAUGUAAUUGACUCAGGGUCAACGUUUAGAGAGAGAUUUUAAAAGUGUGUCCACCUUAGAUAGCUAGAGAUUGAAAUGUAAAUGUGUAUUUUCAAAGACUUGGAAGAAGAGGGCAAGUCAUGUCUGAGUAACCUAAUUGCCUUCUAUGACGAGAUAACUGGCUCUGUGGAUGAGGGAAAAGCAGUGGAUGUGUUAUUCCUUGAUUUUAGCAAAGCUUUUAUAUGAUCUCCUACAGAAUUCUUGCCAGCAAGUUAAAGAAGUGUGGCCUGGAUGAAUGGGCCAUAAAGUGGAUAGAAAGCUGGGUAGAUCGACUGGCUCAACUGGUAGUGACCAAUGGCUCCAUGUCUAGUUGGCAGCCGGUAUCAAGAGGAAUGCCCCAAGGGUCGAUCCUGGGGCCGGUUUUGUUCAGUAUCUUCAUUAAUGAUCUGGAGGAUGAUGUGGACUGCACCCUCAGCAAGUUUGCCGAUGACACUAAACUGGGAGAACUGGUAGAUACGCUGGAGGGUAGGGAUAGGAUACAGAGGGACGUAGACAAAUUAGAGGAUUGGGCCAAAAUAAAUCUGAUGAGGUUCAACAAGAACAAGUGCAGAGUCCUGCACUUAGGAUGAAAGAAUCCCAUUCACUGCUACAGACUAGGGACCGACUGGCUAGGCAGCAGUUCUGCAGAAAAGGACUUAGGAGUUACAGUGGAUGAGAAGCUGGAUAUAAGUCAACAGUGUGCCCUUGUUGCCAAGAAGGCGAACGGCAUUUUGGGCUGUAUAAGUAGGAACAUUGCCAGCAAAUCAAGGGACGUGAUCGUUCCCCUCUAUUCAACAUUGGUGAGGCCUCAUCUGGAGUAUUGUGUUCAGGUUUGGGCCCCACACUAAAAGAAGGAUGUGGAAAAAUUGGAAAGAGUCCAGCGGAGGGCAACAAAAAUGAUUAGGGGGCUGGAGCACGUGACUUAUGAGGAAAGGCUGAGAGAACGGGGAUUGUUUAGUCUACAGAAGAGAAGAAUGAUGGGAUAUCUGGUAGCUACUUUCAACUACCUGAAAGGGGGUUCCAAAGAGGAUGGAUCUAGACUGUUCUCAGUGGUACCAGAUGACAGAACAAGGAGCAAUGGUCUCCAGUUGCAGUGGGGAUCGUUUAGGUUGGAUAUCAGGAAACACUUUUUCACUAGGAGGGUGGUGAAGCACUGGAAUCGGUUACCUGGAGAGGUGGUGGAAUCUCCUUUCUUAGAGGUUUUUAAGGUCAGGCUUGACAAAGCCCUGUCUGGGAUGGUUUAGUUGGGGAGUGGUCCUGCUUUAAGCAGGGGGUUGGAGUAGAUGACCUCCUGAGGUCCCUUCCAACCCUGAUAUUCUAUGAUUCUAAGAGGGGUAAUUGUAGUAGUCUAUGUUUAGCUAUCCAAAGUGUUCCUGUAUUCUGUUAAAUCAGGGAUCAAUAAUUCAGUGAUUAUGCCCAUGUCCCAUGCCACUUGCCCAAUUCCAGCUCAGUCUCUUUGAAUUCACUGGGGGUAGGGGCUGAAGGACGGAGGGAAAGUUUAUAGCUGAAAUUUUGCAAGGUUAGUGUUAAUCGGAUCUGUUCCGCUUUCCUGCUCGGACAUUUUCUCUGGGGAUCCCAGAGACGGAAAGGAGCAGGUGUUACUAUCUUGAGUCCGCAUCCCCAUGGUGACUCUCUACGCUAUCAAUUAUGAAAAUGUGGGCAGAGCAUCCCAAUGGAGGCACAGGAAUGUGUCAGGGGAGGCGCGAUCAGUGUGGGUUGUUGGGUUUUUUUUUUAAAGAGCACUGGCUUUCAGCCCCAGUUGGCUGGGGCUCAUGAGGAAGGAACAGGCCUAUCUGGGAGGUGGGGAUAAAUGCUCAGGCUCUCAAACCCAGGUGGAGCAGCAGCACAGAAGUCGGGGUGGCAAUGGGGUGAUAAGUCUGCUGUGAACAGCGAUAUUGAGGAAUAUCACUCUUCACGUGGCCACCCUAACUUCUGUGCUGCUGUUGGAGGCCUUCAGAGCUGUGCACAUCGCCAACGACUACUCUGCCUUUAGAGCUGGGUGGUGAUACAUGUGCUUUUGAGGGUGUGGGCGUAAAUGACCACAGACACCAAGGUGGGGGUGGCAAUGAAACACAUCUGAGAACCACUGGUCUACACGCUUAUGGGCACCACGUUUAUAAAAUGAUGAAUCUUCCCCAAAGUAUGGCUUGUGAGGUAUCAUGGGAAAAGUCAUCAUCUGCUGAAUAUUAUUGUCCCAUUAAAAUGUGUCUAUCAGCACUGUCCAUGGAGCUCUGAGAGUUUGCUGUAUGUUUGUUACAUGCUGUAAAGCUGGAAAACGCCCACAGACGAGCUCCGCAGAGACAAUGUCACCUGCACACCAGCUAGGUGCUACGUGGCCAGUAAUUGCUCAGCCGGCCAUUCACCAGCUGUGGAGCUGGGAACAGGAGAGUUACAAUUCUCCGGAAGGAUGGCUGUACGCUCACUUAGGCCACAGACUGAUUGUCGCCUGCCCCCCGGCUGGGGGAUGAACCUCAAAGAGGAGAGUGGUAUAAAAGCACAAGGGAGAAUUGCCUCCAUUUUUACCUCUCCUCUCCCAUCUUUACAGAAGGCAACAAGAUGGCUUGAAAGGCAACAGGGGCCUUGGAGUGGGGAGGAUGGACCAGGGCUGGAAGGAAAUCCAGGCUGUGUACUAAAAACUAUGAACUGCCUGCAACAGCAGGUGGGGUGAGAAAACGUGCUUGCUUCGUAUUUUCCUUAGGCCUUGGCUACACUUGCAGAUGUACAGCGCUGAGAGUUAAACCUGACUUUGUACAGCUAAGUAGGGAAAGCGCUGCAGUCUGUCCACACUGACAGCUGCCCAGCGCACUGUUGUGGCCACAUUUGGAGCCUUUGCUGCGCCAUUGGGAGCGGUAGAUUAUGGGCAGCUAUCCCACAGAGCACUUCUUCCCAUUCUUGCGCCAUGGGUUGGGGGAAGGAGGCGUGGGUGCAGGGGACUCUGGGUCCGGUCCCAACGCCCCGUUAUGCAUCGCUUCGCAUCCCAGAAAUCCCUUUGUUUCCAUCCACCUUUAGCAGCAUCUUUCAGCGGUUUCUGUGCAGCGUGAUCUGUCUGCGGGAAAUGGAGCCCGAACUGGUGAGGCUUAUGCUGACUUAUCUCAUCAGCACGUUACGUUUGGCUGUCGAACUAUUCCUUAAGAUCCAAAGUGACAGUGAGAGUGAGGAGUCCGACGAUGCUAUCGAGCCGCGUAACGUGUACGACACAAAAUUGCUUGUGUCAUCCACAAACAUGCUCAGCACCGUGGAACACCGCUUUUGGGCUUGGGAAACAAGCACCGAGUGGUGGGAUCACAUCGUCAUGGAUGUCUGGGAUGACGAGCAGUGGCUGCAGAACUUUCGGAUGAGAAAAGCCACUUUCAUGGGACUGUGUGAGGAUCUCGCUCCCACCCUGCGGCACAAGGACAUGAGAUUGAGAGCUGCCCUGCCAGUGGAGAAGCGGGUGGCUAUUGCAAUCCGGAAGCUGGCAACUCCAGACUGCUACCGGUCGGUCGCAAACCAGUUUGGAGUGGGAAAGUCGACCGUUGGAAUCGUGUUGAUGCAAGUUUGCAAGGCCAUUAAUCGCAUCCUACUUAGAAGAACCGUGACUCUGGGUAACGUGCAGGAAAUAGUGGAUGGCUUUGCACAAAUGGGGUUCCCUAACUGUGGAGGGGCGAUAGAUGGGACACACAUUCCUAUUCUGGGACCACCCCACCUAGGAUCCGAGUAUGUUAAUCGGAAGGGGUAUUUCUCUAUGGUUCUCCAGGCGCUUGUAGAUCACCGUGGGCAUUUCAUUGACAUUAACAUAGUCUGGCCCGGAAAGGUGCAUGACGCACGCAUCUUUCGGAACACUUGGCUGUUCAGGAAGAUGCAGGCCGGGACUUUUUUCCCAGAGCGGAAGAUCACGGUGGGGAAGUCGAAAUGCCCAUUGUGAUCCUUGGAGAUCCCGCUUACCCGUUAAUGCCAUGGCUCAUGAAACCCUACACAGGGAGCCUUGACAGCAGGAAGGAACGGUUCAACUACAGGCUGAGCCGGUGCCGAAUGACUGUGGAGUGUGCCUUUGGCCGUUUAAAGGCCCGCUGAGGAUCUCUGUAUGAGAAGCUGGACUUGGCCGAAAACAGCAUCCCCGCGGUUAUAUCCGCAUGCUGUGCCCUCCAUAAUAUUUGUGAAGGGAAGGGUGAAAGCUUCACUCAGGCAUAGACCUCCGAGGUUCAACACCUGGAGGCUGAAUUUGCACAGCCAGAGAUCAGGGCUAUUACAGUGUCCAAGCGCAGGGCUGCAAAGAUUAAGGAUGCCUUGAGGGAGCAAUUUGAGGCUGAAAACCAGCAGUGAUAUCUGGUGCCCUGCAUGGGAGUGAAGUGCAGUAGUUCCAAUCUUUAGGAAUCAGUGUUUGCUAAGCAGACAAGCAGACUUGCAGUGCCUGUUUAUUUCCUGGGCUAAAGAGUCUUUUACCUUAUACAAUAAUAAAAAAUGUUUUCAAAGCCAAAAAAUGCAUUUAUUAAAAAGAAAACAAAUUUAUUUAUUGAAAAGAAACAAGGGGGUGGAGUGGGGAACGGUACAAUCACAGAUGCGCGUAUGUCCUGUCUGGUGUGCUGUGCAGUGAGUGCUGCACUUCAGGAUAGCUAUACUGCAUGGUGAUGGGGGUUGAGUGCAGAGGGUAAGGGUCAUGGUUUUCAGAGCUGCGUGGUGAAGAUACUGGUUCUGGAGGCAGCUGGUGGUGUGAAAAACACGGAAGUUGGGGAAAGUGGGUUGGAGGUGACAGUGGGGCACAACGGAAAGAGUUUUGGGACAAGAGCUGUCGGGGGGGGGGGGGUCGCGUUUGCAUUUCUGGUACUGCUCCUUCUGCAUGGCUACGAGCUCCUGGAUAGCGUGUGCUUGGCGCUCCAGGAUGCUUAUGAGAUGAUCCGUGCUUUGCUGCCAGUGCUCCAUUCUUUGCCGCCGGUGCUUUGUUUGAGGGCUGGGCUGCACUGUCCUCUGGGUGUCUGUGCCUUGGGGAGAGCCAACAGCUUCAGGGGGCACCUACACUGAACACUGUCCCAACAUUUUCCACAGGAGUUCGUCCCGGACGAUAUCUUCCAGCUGAGGGUGACCUGGGAAGCAAGGGAGGGUCUUCUACUGCAAUGCAGCUUCUGCCCUGGCCCAUAUGCAGCUUGCCUGUGUGCAGCAAUGGUCCCCCUGCCCCUCGCGGCACAGUGGCACGGACACGUUAGCCUGGCUGGGACAAGGACCACGGUGGCUCUCCUGAUAAAGCUGCGCAAGCGCAUUGCACACGUUCUGGAUGAGACAUCCGAGGACGUUACCGAGGCCGAUUACCGUGAUGUGAUAAACCACAUCAAUGCAGUAUUCCGCAUCUAGGCAUGUAUGCCUAACCCUCCUCUCCCAAAGAGCCCGCACGGAAAAAAUUCCUUCCCAGAAAAAAACCCGCUUACCUGGAACCUGCCCUUCUGUUUGUCCUCCACCAAGUACCAUCUGCUGCGACUGGCUACCUUCCUCCUGGCUCAAGAAGAGCUCCUGGCUGCAUGGCUCCAGGGACUCUGGGGUGUCUCCAUCCGCCCCACCACCCUCACUCCCAUUUUCCUCCUCCUCCUCCCCCCCCCACCGGCUCUGAAGUGUCCAUGGAAGUGCUCGGAGUUUAGGUGGGGUUAACCCCAAGUAUCGCAUCCAGCUCUUUGUAGAAUCGGCAGGUCAUGGCGGGAGCACCUGAGCGGCCGUUUGUGUCGCGGGCUGCGGUAGGCCCUCGGCAGCUCCUUCACUUUAAUCCUGCACUGCAGGGCAUCCCAGUCAUGGCCACUUUCCAUCAUGUCCUUUGAUACCUUCCCGAAGGUAUCGGAAUUCCUAUGCUGGAGCGCAGCUGGGACUGGACAGCUUCCUCCCCCCGUACACUGGUGAGGUCCAGCAAGUCGCCAUUGCUCCAUGCUGGGGCUCGCGUUGCGCGUGGAGGCAUGGUCACCUGGAAAGAUUCGCUGAUAGCUCUCCACACCAUGCCGGGCUGAGCAAACAGGAAGGGGAUUUUUAAAAUUCCCGGGGAAUGUAAAGGGUGGGUCACAUGAUUGGUUACCUGAGGCCAGGGCAGUAGAGUUUGAACUGAUGACCAGAGUGGCUAGAACAGGCAUUGUGGGAUACUGCCGAAUACUUCUGGAGGCCAGUCACAGCGCACUGGAUGGCCACGCUGGCGCCGCAGCACUGCAGCAGCAGUGCAAUAGACGCUAUUCCUCUCGGGGAGGUGGAGUACAUGCAGCGCUGCAACCACGGAGAUACAGCGCUGCAAAUGCCUUGCCAGUGUGGACGGGGAGUGAGUUACAGCGCUGGGAGCGGCUUUACAGCGCUGCAACUCGCAAGUGUACCAAGGACUUAGAUUGGUAAAAUUUAGGAUUUAAAAUGCAUGUUUUAAUUUUAUAGUUUUAACCGGUUCUGACCUUUUACAUCUUUCUCUCUUGUAAUCCCUGAAAACCCCCUUGCUCCAGUUCAUAAACUGGUUUUAGUGUUU
This is a messenger RNA of Malaclemys terrapin pileata, 8382 nucleotides long. Its product is annotated as zinc finger protein 436-like. The record is from RefSeq and is a predicted model, not a curated record. Bases 295 to 1878 code for a protein of 527 amino acids. The transcript has 5 exons. Gene Ontology annotation, molecular function: RNA polymerase II cis-regulatory region sequence-specific DNA binding; DNA-binding transcription factor activity. Gene Ontology annotation, biological process: regulation of transcription by RNA polymerase II. Lineage: Eukaryota; Metazoa; Chordata; Testudines; Emydidae.